GUUGAGCUUCCAAACUGCAAGCCUAAUUGUGUUGCCAUUCAUGGUUGAGGAGACAGUCCAGCCUUGACAAAACCCGCUACCGUGACUUUUUUUUUUUUUCUCUUCCACCCAGAGUAAUCAAAUCUUACUUGUUUUUGGGACGACACUAUCCUCUUACUGAGUCUUAUACUACCUCACAGCUCACGAUAUCGAAAUCCCGGACCCCAGUCUCGUUUCACGGCAGCAGCGAGGCAACACUCAGCAGACCGUGAACCAAAUCCACCGAGCGACUACAGUGCAGAAGAGACAACAGGAUACCUCUACCGAUCUCAGCCAUCACUUUGUCAAGUUCACGGCAUCUACGGGCAUCUGGAGGCAUCAGUGUCACACUGCCACUCACUCACGGGCUGACAUUGAGACACACGCAGCACGGUCCAGCCAAAGACUCUGGGGAAGGGUAGGGUGUCGUCUUGUAGACAAAGCUUCAGCUCCGAGCCGACACCUUUGUUGUUAACUGAGCGGCAACUGCUAGCGAGAAGGAAGACGCGAGGAACAAGGUUCCUGCUCCUACACUCAGGAUGGUGGACCGCAAGCCUUCGGAAGCUGCGCCGACCACGAGCGGAAGACAGUCUCAUGCGAUUCCUGCAGCAUCAUUCCGUGCGUGCGCCACCUUUUCGUUUUACCUACCAGCUUAUCUCUUGAACUACAUCACAUGUUUUCCAACCUUGAUACCAAUCUUUCUAUCACGAACUAUACUUAUCUGCCUCGAAUCCUGUUCUUUUGCUACACCUCACCCAACAAGUCAUGAUCCCAUAUAACUGCUAGAAACGGGCCGCGAGUCUGACCUGUAAUGGACCAACCAGCAACCCAUAACUCGCCGAGGACAUGGCUCAUAACGUCUGCGCUCACGCCACUCGCUAUCCGGUUGAUACGUCAGCUCCUGGCGCACGGCGACUACAUAGUCGCCUGCCUACCACCACAGGAGAUUGAGCACGAAGACCGCAGUGCCGAAUUCCGUGAGCUCAUCAACGAAUGUAAGAGCAACCGCAAAGAUCGUGAGGGAUGGAAGGACCGGAUCCGCCCCAUCCGGUGUGAUAGCCGCGUCAUGGGCCAGUGCGGCGCUGCCGUCGCCGAAGCCGUCCAAAUAUUCGGGAGGAUUGACAUUAUGCUGUGUUGUAGAGCUGAAGCCGUUGUGGGGACGGUUGAGGAACUAUCAACCAACCCUGCGACGCAGAACCUGGUGAGGGACCAGUUCGAGACUGUCUACUUCUCGCAGGUGAACUUUAUCAAGGCUGCCUUACCGCAGCUCAGAGCGCAACACACAGGACAUAUCAUGGUUCUGACCAGCAUUGGUGGCCACAUUGGGACACCAGGCAUGUCCUUUUACACAGCUGCCGUCUGGGCACUCGAGGGCUUCUGUGACUCGCUUGCAUAUGAGAUUGCGCCCUUCAACAUCAAGAUGACGAUUGUGCAGCCCAAUAAGGAAAUCCUAAGCCUAACCAACAAGCUCAUAUUCUCGCCGCCACUACCCCAGUACGAGGCCGACCUGAAUCCGGCUCCGAAUAUUCGGGAUGUCCUGUCCACCGUCCUGAACUCGAACCCGGACACGUACAUUGAGCAAAGCGAAGACGAGAUACAGUUCCGCUACCCGAAACUUCCGCCCGCCACUUUGGACAAGCUGGUCAUGGAGACGGUGCAUGCCUUGACAGCCAUUGGCGGACACGAGAACCCGCCGGCAAGGCAUAUCGUUGGGUUCGAAGGUGCGAUUGCCGUCAAAGAAAAGCUGAAGACGGUGACGGAGGAGCUGGAAGACUUUGUCGAAGUCAGUCUGGCCGUCGACAUCUUUGACAGCGAGCUCACGGCCGAGGCAAGGAAGGGUAGGUCAGAGAUGGAGGAUACACAAGGCAUGGGAGUGGGAGAGAUUCCAUCGAGUGCGGGAAUGGGUGGCUUUCCUGGCAUGGGACCAAUGUCAUGAAAGCGUUGUGCUCUUUAACUCCAAGCUAAGGCGAAGUGUGAUGGUAAAAAGCUAGGUAGUCAAGGUGGAAAGAGAACAUGAUACUACCUAUUUUCUCGCUUCUAUGAGUCAAGGACGUGGAUACUAUUCCGUCUUGAUUCGAACUACUUCUGGUCAGUAUGGGUAGCUUGGAAGGAAAUAUCACGAUGCUUUCUGCGAUUCCUAUAAAAAGGAGUUGGUAUUUUUGUUGCCGUGAGGGAUGCCGUUACCUACCCGGAGGUGCUUCCGGACCUUUGUUGGGAUUUUGCUCCACUUCUCGGCCGGGGCAGGGAGAGACGGCCGGGAUGAUACUCGGAAGGAAAGGCGG
This is a messenger RNA of Neurospora crassa OR74A, 2300 nucleotides long. RefSeq names its product short chain dehydrogenase/reductase, variant. Bases 830 to 1954 code for a protein of 374 amino acids. NCBI's taxonomy places the organism in Eukaryota, Fungi, Ascomycota, Sordariomycetes, Sordariales, Sordariaceae. The transcript is spliced from 2 exons. The record is from RefSeq and is a predicted model, not a curated record.